Messenger RNA from Durusdinium trenchii, 1544 nucleotides. Lineage: Eukaryota; Dinophyceae; Suessiales; Symbiodiniaceae. The record is from the annotation of a GenBank genome assembly.
UUUCGUUUGGUAUUCUUCGGCACUGGUGAUUUUGGCGCCUACAACAAUUGACGCCCGAAAUGAACCACCCCAAAAAGACAACUGGCAAGUGAACGCAGCUUUGGGGCCCACUCAGUGAGCCAAGCAGCCAGGAUGUGGCGGGUGGAGCGCAGCUAUCGCGACAGCUAUCGCGAGAAGAGGCUUUGCUGGCCGAGCCUUAGGAGAGCUGCGGGCAUGCUGAUGAAGACGGUCCUGGCAGUGCUGAGUUGCUUGGCGCCCUGGCGGCACCACUGGGCCUCCGCAGAUCUCAGCACCUUACGGCGUUUCUACCCCGAGCUGCUCGCGGAGCAUCAACUGCCACUACCCACCUGCAUGCAAGGAAAUCCCACCGUUGUGCCACCAGUGCUGGUCCCCAUGGUGCACAUGCUCCUGGCCAUGACCGAUGUGGUGCUGUUACCCAUGGUGCUGCUGGUAUGGAUUUAUGCUGCCAAGGCGACGACCCGAACGCCCGAAGCACCGCAGCUCCGGCUGGUGCGGCCGCGGUUGACGUCCAAGCGACAAGUACCCGAACAAGCGAUAGCAGGAGUUCGGGCUCUUCUGUGUGCUUGGAUGGAAGCAGUCCUUGCGACUUCUGCUCAUCGAGCUCGAGCCUUGCAAUACCUCAGUCUCCUACACUACGCCCUGCUGGGCUGCGUCUACGUGGUGCUGUCCACCUCUGGCUAUUGCUGGGUCGCCUUGUGUUUGCUGAAGCCGAUGCUCUCCACCGCACCGCUCGUGUGUGUGGGGCUCUUUGCACUCUACACCUUGCCGAUGCCGGUCGUGGCCAUGAAGCUGAUUUCCAAGGCGAAGAGCUUUUGCACCAGGGCCCCUAUGGAGAUGAGUGAAAUUCGGGCGUAUCAUGCGACUGCAGCAGAGAAUGAAGAGAGCAUCCGCCACAACGGUUUCCGCGUUUCAACGCAAGGAAUGCUGGGUCGUGGCGUUUACAUCUCACGUGAUUUGAACAAAGUCUGGGGCUACGGUGGGCAGAAUGGGGUGAUCUUUGAGCUUCGAGUUCGGGUGGGCAAGAUUUGCACCAUCGAUCGGCAACUACAUCCGAAGCAGAAUACCUGGAGCGAUGAAGCAGAUAUGGCCUACGUGCCCUACCGCUGUGGCAUGGUAGCCUCUGGACUUGAGGAGGCCUGCGUGGCCAAGGUGGCCCAGAUUAAGGUGGUCCGGACCUGGCCGAAGCGAGGUCUCGCCAUCCUACUGGUCUAUGAUCUCCUUCGAUCUCUCCUGGAUCAACUCGCAUGGCUCUAUUGCUUUCCUUGCAUUCUUCCCGGCUAUUGGGUGCCUACUAUUGCGCCCCAGGCGAAGUCCUUGGAGCCGCCCGAUUUGGAGGACUUGAGCAACUCCAAGGGUGACCAAUACUGGCGACAGGAAUGGCUCCACGCGACUGUGCCGCCGGCCUUGGCUCACAGCCUUGCACGCUGAACGCUUCUCGUGGUCGCUGCCGGUGCAGGGUAGCGCCAUGAGACCUUUUUGGCCUCUUUUGGCAGAAGAGGGUGGGCUGGAAGAUUCCAAGGUUC